Messenger RNA from Elgaria multicarinata webbii, 384 nucleotides. It is a transcript of the gene C2H2orf66, whose product is annotated as chromosome 2 C2orf66 homolog. Bases 79 to 384 code for a protein of 101 amino acids. NCBI's taxonomy places the organism in Eukaryota, Metazoa, Chordata, Lepidosauria, Squamata, Anguidae. The record is from RefSeq and is a predicted model, not a curated record. The transcript is spliced from 3 exons.
GCCAUUUUCUUGUCAACCACAAGCAGAAGAGGGAGUUCUGGUCCAUUGCUCCAUAUACAGCCUGCCAGCCUUUCUACCAUGUGGAAGCUGUUGAUCUUGGUUCAAUGCACUGCACUGAUUGUAAGCACUUUGGGGCAGGGAUCUCCAUUAAGGCCUGAGGAGACAUGGAAACCUCUGGACAACCCCAGAAACAGGGAUCUGUUUUUCAGAACCCUCAAGGCUUAUUUUUCUGGGAGAAGGUUUGAUCUCAAAAAGUUUCCAAAUACUUUCUCAGUGAACAAUGAUAAACUACAACCAAUCACUUUCUACUCGGAUCCUGUCGCUUCUGCAUUUGUAGAUAAUGAAGAGAAGAAAAACUCUUUUACAAAUUAUCUUAAAGGAUGA